CUGAGCUGGUGAGCUCGUUCCCAGCUGAAGGGUGAAGAGGGCCCGGCAGGGGGUGACCCCGGUGCGGGGGGGGCACGGGCCAAGGCGGGGAGGGUCACUCGUUGGGGCGGGGCCGCUCAUUAUCUCCCCGGAGCCCGGCUCGCCCCCUCCCCCAGCUGCGAGGCGGGGGAGGCGAGUGCGGCGCCGGCAAGAAGGGGCGGGAGCGAGGAGCGGCCCGGGAGGGUGUAGUUUUGUCUCAGCCAGUCCGGGCGCAGGGAAGCCGCAAAGUCGGGCCGGGAGUGCAGCGGGUCCAAGUCAGCCCGGGCGGCAGGCGGCCCCCAGACCCCGCGCAGGAGCUUUGUUUUAGACACAAUGUCUGCUCCAGCAUCCCAUCCACCAGCUCCCAGUGGCUACCCAAUCCCAUCAGCACCCCCUACAUAUGAAGAGACAACAGGAAUAAACACUUACCCUCCUUACCCUGCCCCGGAAUCUGGGCAUGGACCGAACAUGAAGAGUAUGAAUCCUCCUCCAUAUCUUUCACAACCUGUCCCAGCUCCUAAUCCAAUUACAGUUCAGACUGUGUAUGUGCAGCAGCCGGUAACAUUUUAUGAUCGUCCAGUUCAGAUGUGCUGCCCCUCCUGCAACAAGAUGAUAGUGACACGUCUCUCGCACAGUGCAGGAGCGCUGACCUGGCUGUCGUGUGGCAGCCUCUGCCUGCUGGGGUGCAUAGCCGGUUGCUGUUUCAUCCCCUUCUGUGUUGAUGCCCUCCAGGAUGUGGAUCACUAUUGUCCAAGCUGCCAAGCCCUCCUUGGUACCUACAAACGUUUGUAGGCAAUAUCAAAUAUUGAGUGAAGAUGGAUGUCCAAGAUGGUUCAGCACCUUUUCAAGCUCUUUCUGAACUUCAUGAAGAUCUCUGUGCAUUGUCAUUGUGAAUGGAUCAAGAUAUAUCUCACUAUAUUGUUUUAAUAAUAAGAAUCUACUUAGGGAGACUCAGGACUGGUAACGGGAUAUAGUCUGUCACUUCACAGGCCACUUAUUCAAGUUGAUAGUGACCAAAUGUUGUCUCUCUAUGGUUUAUGCAAAAUAGCUGAUGGUUUGGGUCUGGUUAAUAUUAGAAAGCUCCCUGUGUGGAUUGGCACCUGCGUCACAGAGACCAAGCUCUGAACUGGCAUGCAGACAAACCUACUUUCUCCUGCCUACAAGAGGUGCCUCUGAAAAAGCAUUGAAGCCGGUUGGCAGGGGACUGCGUAUGAUGGUCCUAUUCUGGGGCUAAAAAAGGACUCUGGUCUCCAGAGUAGUCAAUCUGGCACCCUUUACGUGCACUAAAAUUCACUUUAAAUUUGUUUUAAAAAUUGCCUUUAAAAGAAACAGAACCAAAAAUAGCCUGAAGUUUGGCUUUUCCCUUAGGCUGCUUUACCAAAUCCAGCCCGCUCAGGUUACCACGUCAGAUGACUUCUCAACAUGGUCUCCCAGUUUCCUUGCUGUUUGUGAGUUCAGUCAGACCAUUAGCACUGCACAGAGUAUUUUUGUGCAGAAUUGUUUUAUAAAUAUAUAUAUAUAUAUUUUUUUUUUUUUUACUGCUGAGUUAUAAAUCUGUGAAAAUAGCUUUCUAAUAGAAAUGCUGAUAAAGCCAUGGCUAUCAGUGUUUUUCCUAUAAUAUAAUUACAUGAGCCAAAUUUCAAUUCUAAAAAAAACCCUUGGGCCUUUUAGUUUUAUAAAGCUUGGAUUCCAUCUGCAUAAAUUUUUUUU
Messenger RNA from Dermochelys coriacea (leatherback sea turtle), 1728 nucleotides. RefSeq names its product lipopolysaccharide induced TNF factor (gene LITAF). The transcript has 4 exons. Gene Ontology annotation, biological process: regulation of cytokine production. Lineage: Eukaryota; Metazoa; Chordata; Testudines; Dermochelyidae. The record is from RefSeq and is a predicted model, not a curated record. The coding region runs from base 352 to 810 and encodes 152 amino acids. Gene Ontology annotation, molecular function: zinc ion binding.